AUGGAUUACUUUUAUUUAUUAAUAUUAUUAAUUAAUUUUAUUCAAAUUUCAUCUACAACGAAAACAUGUUAUGGUCCUUAUGUUACUGCAUCAAGUCUUGAAGAAUUACAUCAAGAUAUUCACUUAGUUGAACCAUUGCCAAUUCAUUGUGGUGGAUUAUCGUGUGAAUUCUAUUUAAGCCCAAGUUCAGCUUUAGGUUCAAAUGGUCCAUUAAGUGCCUAUGGUCCAUUAGGAAUAAUGGGUCCUAUUGGACAUUCUGUAUGGAAUCCAACAGCUUGGAGAUUUCCAUCUAAUGAAAUAAUUGAUUGGGCAACAUCAGAUAUGUUAUUUGGACUUUCCAAUAAUCCUCUUUCAUCAGCAGGUCCAUUAUCAUCAGAUUCAUAUCAUAAAAGUUUACCAUCAAUUAAUGAUUUUGGUAAGCAUUUACAAGCAUUGGGAUUAUGGGGCGCUUUAGGUCCUCUAGGACCAUUAGGUGCUUUGGGUCCAUUAGGUCCGCUUGGACCAACGGGUCCUCAUAAUACAAUGAAUUUAGAAGGACAUCAUAGUGUCUCCGUAAAAUGGACAACAAAUGAAAUUCAUGAUUUUGAUUUAGUUGAAGUGCUUGAUGAAUCCCGUGCUAACGAAGAAUUAGAUUGUUCAUUUAUGAUAUUUGGUGUCAUAAGACAAAGCGAUGAAACAGAUAGUUACUAUUUUAAUUGUAAACCAAAUCAAUUUGUUACUAUUGUUCUUGUACCUGAACAUAGUCUUGAUUAUUUUAAUAUGACACUUUUUUCCAAUACAAAUUCGUCGGAAAAAAUUGCGUCAAGUGAUUCAAUGAACUAUAUUAAUUUUAUUCAAUUAGGAUUAAUGAAUAAUAACAAUGGGACAUUUCGUAUUGAUGUGAGUUUACAUGAAAUGCAUCAAUUUAUUUUAGCGCAUUCAUAUCGUUUGAUUGUUACUGGUUCACACGACUUACUGGAUUUAAAAGAAGAAGAAAAUAACAUAAAAGGACCUCAUAUUAUUACAUGUUAA
This is a messenger RNA of Rotaria sp. Silwood1, 1011 nucleotides long. NCBI's taxonomy places the organism in Eukaryota, Metazoa, Rotifera, Eurotatoria, Philodinida, Philodinidae. The record is from the annotation of a GenBank genome assembly.